Molecule: messenger RNA, 1651 nt
Organism: Antechinus flavipes (yellow-footed antechinus)
Lineage: Eukaryota; Metazoa; Chordata; Mammalia; Dasyuromorphia; Dasyuridae
Product: translation initiation factor IF-2-like
Exons: 4
Coding region: 1-645 (214 amino acids)
Source: RefSeq, a predicted model, not a curated record
AUGCUGGAGCCCGGAGCGAGGGCGGCGCCGAGCGGAGCCGGCUGGUCCCCCAGCCUCCUCGCCGCUGCCCCCGGGGCCGCGGCCCGAGCAGCCUCCCCAAGGCCGGGGGGGCGAGGAGCCCGAUGUGAAGCGGCAGCCGCGGCGGCGGGCAGAGCAGGAAGCCGGGGGCUCGCCCCCCGACCCCGGCUCCGGGACCGGCCCCCCUCUCCGCGUCCUCGCCUGGGCCCGGGGGAGGAGAUUCCCUCCGCGCCCCCUCCCCCGCCCCAACCCCGAGGGCGGCGGGGCCGGGGGCACCCGCCGGGGGGGAGCGCCCGCGCCCGACUUCUGCUCCUCUUCCUCCGCCCCGAGGAAACUUUUUAUAAAAGCAAAAGCGGGAGGUUCCCCAACGUGACUGUGCCCGGGGGAACGGCCCCGGGCGGGCGGGGGCCGCAGCCUGAGCCGGAGCGGGGAGCCGGGCUGGCCGCCUCCUCCCCGGCACAGGAAGAGCAGCCGCAGCAGCAUCCAGCGCUCCUUCCCCGGCAACGUGUUCGUGUCCUUGCCCUCCCCUGCCGCCUGCGAGCGAGGAAGGCAGGCGGGCAGGGAGGCAGCCGGGCGACGCUCCUGCAUCCCAAAGCGAAACAUCUUAGACCAUCAAAAGAACUUUGAAAAGGCUUUCCAAAUAUUUGAAAAGUCAGACCAAAAGGGGAAAAAACCAUGAGAAAGAAAAAAAUCAAACAACCAAACAACAACAACAACAACAACAACAACAAAAAGGUAAAAAUACUAUGCUUCGAUUCGUAUUCAUUCUCUGUAGUUCUCUUUCUGGAUGAGGAUAUUUGAUUUCUAAAAUACUAUUAGUGUUAGUUACCUUUGGUGACCAGAGGGACUGUAGUGUUCAAAAAGAUGCAGGGACUAAAAGGUAUGUGGUGCUCUGUCCAAAUAUGCCACUGAGGAAGAGCCUCCACUCUAUCAUCAAAGCUCUAGGAGAAACUAACCUUUCUAAGUAGUCAGCAGAAAAACCAGGGUGAGACAUGCAGAGCCAGUCAUCACACCCAAAAUCAUAUAGGAGAUACACCUGGGCCUUUGCAUAAAACUUUAGGAACUAAAUAUGGAGGAAAAGUAAAAAAAAAAUGUUUAAAGACACUAACCAGUAUUUUAGAAAUCAUUGUAGAUCUAGAGAAGUUCAAAAGAAUAAAGUAAAUCUGUAACAACUGCAGAGAUUUAAAGAGGAAAAAUGGAUUUUCUUUAAGUACUACAUGAGUACCUAGAAAAAAAAGAAUCAAGAAAUUAAAAUGGAAAUAAAGGCUAGAGGAAACAAUUGCUGGAAUAAAUAACACAGAAAGUGGUAAACCUUAUUCAACUCUCACACUCGCUGAAAACUUGACAAAACAAAUGUUAAUGACUCUGAAAUAAAAACUAAUAAAACAAAACCAAAAGAUUCCAACAGUAAAAGAGAAUGUAAGCUAUCAGAUAUUAAAAAGCAAGUCUCUGUCUUUCUAACACAGAGUCCUACAGGCUGUUUGUUUUUCUGGUCUAUUCUAGAUUGUCCUGAGAAGUGGGUUUGUUUUACCAAGGUUCAUGCUGGCUUUACCUUCUUUCCUAAUAAGGGCUUUUGGUUACUUUUUUUGUGUAGCUGAAGAAUAGAAGGAAUCAUUUAGUUUUCUCUUCUCUU